UUCGAUGCGCUGAUAGUUGAAAUUGUGCUUUGAAACUAUUCGCAUUAUUCGGGCAACACGAUAGAAAAAUGAAGCUGCUUGGCUUCAUCGUUUUAAUCUGUAUUUGGAUGGAAGGCGGUAGUUCUCAGCCACAGCAACAACAAAUAGAGAAUUUAGAAAAACAACUACAAAUACUACAAUCGCAAGUGGACCAUCAAUUCCAAUAUUUAAAAAAGAAAUAUUUUGAAACAGUUCCUAAAAGCGGCAAAUUGAAGAAUAUGUAUUUAUCCAUGAGAGGGAAUAAUGAUUCUGUUCGAAUAGAAAUUCAUAAAGAAAUAAUGGAAAAUUUCGAUGAAAAAAUGUACAAAAGAUUUGAAAAUAUCAACCCACAAAUGGUGAAAGAUUAUAAAGAAUUUUUUUCAAAGAUCUUUGACGAAGCAAUCCACUCAAUGAAUGAUAGAAUAUUUAAUCUAUUUGACCCUCCUUCGGGAGUAAAAAUAUUGAAUGUAACGAAAAUUCAACAAAGACAAGAAAGAAUUUUGCGUGACAAGGGUGGCCAAUUGGAAUAUGAAUUUUUCCGGGCAGAUUAUAAUGAAUGUCUUGAAUUAUUAGCAAUGGAUCUGUCUAAGUACCUUUCACUAGAUGCAGUUUCUCGUAUAAUUAGUUUGCAUCGUAUGCUAUAUGGGAAUCGAACAGAGAUUGAAACUGCAUUGUCUUAUCUGUAUGUUCAUGCACCUGCUUCGACAAUCGGAUCCGUAAUGGAUGGAACGAGCACCUCGCACUGACGAAUUCAUAAUAAUAUCAAAAAAUUAAAAAAAAAUCAAAUGGUAGAUACAGAAUUUCGAUAGAACUUUUCAAAAUCAGCUACAAUUGAAUAAAG
Molecule: messenger RNA, 859 nt
Organism: Sitodiplosis mosellana (orange wheat blossom midge)
Lineage: Eukaryota; Metazoa; Arthropoda; Insecta; Diptera; Cecidomyiidae
Exons: 3
Coding region: 69-764 (231 amino acids)
Source: RefSeq, a predicted model, not a curated record